This is a messenger RNA of Malassezia restricta, 528 nucleotides long. Its product is annotated as kinase phosphorylation protein. The transcript has 2 exons. The record is from RefSeq and is a predicted model, not a curated record. Bases 1 to 528 code for a protein of 175 amino acids. NCBI's taxonomy places the organism in Eukaryota, Fungi, Basidiomycota, Malasseziomycetes, Malasseziales, Malasseziaceae.
AUGUACGCUACAUCCAGUCGUGGUGGUACGCGUGGUGGCCAAGCAGACUUUUCUUGGGAUGUGGUUAGAGAAGACAAGCACCGCGAGAAUUAUUUAGGCAAUUCGGUGGCGGCGCCUCGUGGACGAUGGGCCCAGGGCCGCGACAUCUUAUGGUACAGCAAAAACUCAAAGGAUCAUGCGAGCACUAAUGACAAGGAAGCAAGAAGUAAGGAACUUUCAGAACUAAAAGCUGCGGAGCGCGAAGCUAUGGAGCAAAUGUUGGGUCACAAGCCACAGAAUCAUGAAACUGCGCAGACGGGUGCAAAUGCUGAGCCUUUAGACGCCAGCAAGCGACGAUACCCCCGCUCCACGCCAACAGCAAAAGACGAACGACGCCACCGCCAUCAUCGUCACCACCGUCACCAUCGCCAUGAUUCGCAGCAGAGGCGAACCUCUGCACGCGAUUAUUCACCACUGCGACGUGAAUCACGUUAUGAUGACAAUGACAGGCACAAGCAUGGCCAGCAUCGCGACGAGGCGCCUCAAUAG